Molecule: messenger RNA, 1325 nt
Organism: Neurospora tetraspora
Lineage: Eukaryota; Fungi; Ascomycota; Sordariomycetes; Sordariales; Sordariaceae
Exons: 4
Coding region: 310-1248 (312 amino acids)
Source: RefSeq, a predicted model, not a curated record
UCUCAAAAUCCUCGACAGCUGGGAGAGUCACCCUUGACCUGGCUGUGCCACAAUACGAGAUUGGUCCUACCUACCCACGGAGCUCACCUUGGAAAGCAUCAACAAGGGAUUUCGAGAGUCUGCAGUGGCUCAGACAAGCUUCGUCAUCGUUUUCACCUCAGAUCGUCUUGAGAGAGACACGCUACGGUUGCCGCCAUCGCGUGUCGCUUCCGUCUUCACCAGGACCUCAUAACGUCUGGCGCCAAACCACCAUCGAUUUACACCAUUUUCACUUUUCCCUUCGACUUCACCCACAUCUGAUAGAUAGCCAUGUUGAUCCUCAAGACUCUGGCGCUGCUCGCCGCAGCUGUGCUGGUUACUGGACAGUCCGUCGACAGUCUGCCCACGUGUGCUCAAAAUUGCUACUACUCUUCCCGUGAUGGAUUUGCGCAGUGUACUGGCGCCGAUCAGGCUAGCAUGGCGUGCCUUUGCCCCAACGCCGACUUUUUCAACGCCGUCCAUGACUGUGCGAGUAAGGCUUGCCAGGCUGAGUUUGGCGCGCAAGCCGAUGAGUACGCUGGUACUGCUGUAGCCGCAGCUCAUGCUGUGUGUGCAACCGCGACGGUUCCUGCUGCGGCACCGCCCGCAACUUCAGCGGCUCCCGCAAACUCCGAUGCUGCGGCACCGCCGGCGAGUACUACGGCACCCGAGACUAGCGCUGCUGCCUCUUCUGUGCCUUCUGCAGUGAGCUCAUCUACUGAGCCGACUUCUGUCCCGACGGAUGCCGCGGCCACAAGUGCGACGGCUCCGUCAACAGCCGCCACUUCCACUACUGAGAGUUCCGAAUCAGCAACAUCAACCGGAGCCGGCGCGAUUGUCCCCGUGCCUACUGGAGGCUCCAGCACCUCUUCCGCUUCUGCCCCGGCAUCAACCUCCAAGGACAAGGACGAGGAUGAUGAUGCCGCUGGUGGACUCUCGAAAGGUGCUAAAGCCGGCAUUGGUGCUGGCAUCGGAGUGGGAUCCCUGGUCUUGCUUAUCACCCUCGCCCUUGUGCUUUUCCGCAAGCGCAGCACGCCGAAAGAUCAUAUCAAGAUCUCGGACCCUGUGGCGGGUGGACGCCAUUAUGCCAGCGAUCCGUACAGCCACAACAAUUUCUCGAGGGACACAAGCCACGGCGGCAUCACCAUCAUGAGCGAGAACGAGUUGGAGAUGAAGAGUCGUAGGUAUGAGGACAUGCUGCCUAGACAGCAGCCGAGGAACAUGGUGUAAACUUGCACUAGCAGUGAAAAAGUGAUGUAUGGGAGGAGAUGUGAUUAACAGGAUGAGGAAAGACAAAAAGCAAAAUC